Molecule: messenger RNA, 502 nt
Organism: Gryllus bimaculatus (two-spotted cricket)
Lineage: Eukaryota; Metazoa; Arthropoda; Insecta; Orthoptera; Gryllidae
Source: the annotation of a GenBank genome assembly
AUGCCUCAGCGACAGGCGAAGGCCGCGCCACAUACGAUGCGACACGCGCAGAAGCCAGGAUCAGGUGCAGACGCCAGGACUUCCCUUAUCUUGAAGCGCUUUUGGAGCAAUGAGAACAGGCUGCGGUCUCAACUCCUUAGCCCCUCGCUCCACCUAACGAACGCCCUCUUCGCUGUUAAUGGAGAUUAAUAGAGCUGAAGCAAGACGAACGGGUGGACCGGGGCGGGGAAGCAGGCAGCCGUGAUGUGGGACUGCGGAAAGCGAACAGCGAAGACGGCGUUGCUGACAGUGUACCAUUUGCCGUACGCAUACCGGAAACAACUCUUUUCAAGAAAUAAACAAUAAAGGACUGGUAAACCAACGCCACCUACGGCAGGGUAGUGUCCGCUACGUGGCCAUUUCUGAAUCCUGCAUGUCAAUUGCCAGGAAACGAUCCACUGUAAAAGUUUAACUUAUAAAAGUUACCAUAAGUCGUAGAAAAAGUACUUUAUGAAACUCGAUG